UGAAAAAGUUGUAGCAACUUCCUUCCUUUCUUGUACAUAUCCAACUCGCACCUUCCCCCGACUCGUCUCCCCCACCCUCAACACCAUUCAUCAUGCCGACCGGCGCGCGAGACAUCCCCCACCACAAACGCAACGGCUCCUCCUCCAUCGACGACACCCUCCACCGCACCGUCUCCAACUCCUUCGACCUCGUCACCAACCUCUCGACCAGCCCGACAGCCACCUUCCACGCCUCGCCCCCAGGGGUCUCCGGCCGGCCUAGCGCCUCCGCCAAACAGCUCAAACCCUUCCACACCACCGACGUCAAGGUCUUGCUGCUGGAAAACGUCAACCAGACCGGCCAGGCCAUCCUCAAGCAGCAAGGCUACCAGGUCGAGGCGCUGAAGAGCUCGCUGCCCGAAGACCAGCUUAUUGCCAAAAUCGCCGAUGUGCAUGUCAUUGGCAUCCGCUCCAAGACGCACCUCAGCGCCAACGUCCUGAAGCACGCGAAGAAUUUGAUCGUCAUCGGUUGCUUUUGCAUCGGCACGAACCAAGUUGAUCUGAAGUAUGCAGCGCAGAAUGGCAUCUGUGUGUUCAAUUCGCCCUUCAGCAACUCGCGCUCCGUCGCAGAGUUGAUGAUUGGAGAGAUUAUCGCGCUGGCAAGGCAGUUCAGCGACAGGAGCUUGGAGUUGCACCGGGGGGUGUGGAACAAAGUGUCGGCGGGCUGCUGGGAAGUGCGAGGCAAGACGUUGGGAAUUGUUGGAUACGGACAUGUUGGCAGCCAGCUGUCAGUUCUUGCUGAAUCCAUGGGCAUGCACGUCAUCUACUAUGACGUGAACAACCUCAUGGGGUUAGGAACGGCCAGACAAGUGCCAACGCUCGACGACCUGCUCAAGGGAUCCGACUUUGUUACAUUGCACGUUCCCGAACUGCCAGACACACGGAAUAUGAUCUCCACCCCACAAUUGGCGACGAUGCGGAAUGGCGCAUACCUUCUCAACGCAUCCCGCGGCAGCGUCGUCGACAUCCCUGCCCUCAUUACUGCGAUGAAGAGCGGUAAGAUCGCGGGCGCAGCGCUCGACGUCUUCCCCAACGAGCCGGGCAGCAACGGCGAUGGCUUCCACAACCAGCUCAACGACUUUACCGAAGAGCUGCGCACUUUGAAGAACAUCAUCCUGACGCCUCACAUCGGCGGCUCGACGGAAGAAGCGCAAUCGGCCAUUGGCGUGGAGGUCAGCACGGCGCUGGUCAAUUACGUCAAUUUCGGCAGCACGCUGCAGGCCGUCAACAUGCCCGAGGUCAGCCUCCGCUCGCUCACCCUCGACGAGCCCAACCACCUGCGUGUCAUUUACAUCCACAAGAACGUGCCGGGUGUGCUGCGCAGGGUGAACGACAUUCUGUCCGAUCACAACGUUGACAAGCAGAUGACGGACUCGCGUGGGGACGUGGCGUAUCUCAUGGCUGAUAUUUCCGACGUCAAUGUGAGCGAGAUCAAGUCUUUGUACCAGAGUUUGGAGGAUUUGGGCAGCCGGAUACGGACGAGGGUGUUGUAUUGAAUGGGUAAAUUGGCGUUGGAAUAGAGGCAAUGCUACCUUGGAGGAGUAGAGCAAUAUACCCGCAUUCAACACGGAGGUCAAUGGCCGGCAGAAUCUUUUCGCUUGUUGAUUCUACUGGGAGCGGUCGAGUAGAGCGGCUGAAGAUGGCAGGCCAUGCGGAUGAGUUGCCUCGCCCAACUGCCGAGGACUUUGACACAACGACAGCUUAAGACCAACCUCCCCGGCUCCCGGGUUUUCGCAGUAACAUAGACUCAGAGCUGC
Messenger RNA from Neohortaea acidophila, 1796 nucleotides. Its product is annotated as D-3-phosphoglycerate dehydrogenase. Gene Ontology annotation, molecular function: NAD binding; oxidoreductase activity, acting on the CH-OH group of donors, NAD or NADP as acceptor. The transcript has a single exon. The record is from RefSeq and is a predicted model, not a curated record. The coding region runs from base 93 to 1535 and encodes 480 amino acids. Lineage: Eukaryota; Fungi; Ascomycota; Dothideomycetes; Mycosphaerellales; Teratosphaeriaceae.